This is a messenger RNA of Procambarus clarkii (red swamp crayfish), 2399 nucleotides long. RefSeq names its product V-type proton ATPase subunit VhaAC39-1. NCBI's taxonomy places the organism in Eukaryota, Metazoa, Arthropoda, Malacostraca, Decapoda, Cambaridae. Gene Ontology annotation, molecular function: proton-transporting ATPase activity, rotational mechanism. The record is from RefSeq and is a predicted model, not a curated record. Gene Ontology annotation, biological process: vacuolar transport; proton transmembrane transport; vacuolar acidification. Gene Ontology annotation, cellular component: proton-transporting V-type ATPase, V0 domain; plasma membrane proton-transporting V-type ATPase complex; lysosomal membrane.
CAGGAGGAAGCGAGCUUGACCAAUCAGGAGACAGCAUACACCGCCUGGCCUGUCAUAUGACAGCUGAUCGAUCUCAACACUCACACCACAACAUUGUCAGAGGAGAGGCUCCUUCCACAACUUUUCCCUUCAUACAGGCAGGAUGCUCGACAGUAUUUUUAACAUCGACAACGGCUACCUUGAGGGUCUUGUUCGAGGCUUCAAAAAUGGCAUCUUGAAGCAGACUGACUACUUAAAUCUAGUACAGUGUGAAACCUUAGAUGAUUUAAAGCUGCACCUACAGAGCACGGACUAUGGAAACUUCUUGGCCAACGAGGCUUCACCAUUACAAGUGUCCGUCAUUGAUGAUAAGUUGCGGGACAAGCUAGUGGUAGAAUUUCAACACAUGCGUAAUCAUGCUGUAGAACCCCUAGCAACUUUCCUUGACUACAUUACUUAUGGAUAUAUGAUUGACAAUAUUGUGCUACUCAUCACUGGGGCUCUCCACCAGCGGCCAAUAUCAGAGUUGAUGCCAAAGUGCCAUCCCCUCGGUACAUUUGAACAGAUUGAGGCCAUCAAUGUUGCCUCAACUAGCUCUGAGCUCUACAAUGCUGUCUUGGUUGAUACUCCUUUGGCCGAUUUCUUUGGCGAGUGUGUGAGUGAGCAAGAUUUGGACGAGCUGAACAUUGAGAUCAUCCGCAACACGCUAUACAAGGCAUACCUGGAAUCCUUCUAUAGUUACUGCAAAUCACUGGGUGGCAUCACUGCGGAGGUCAUGUGCGAGAUUCUUGCCUUUGAAGCCGACCGUCGAGCAUUUAUAAUCACACUGAACAGCUUUGGGACAGAGUUAACAAACGAGGAUCGAAAGAAACUGUACCCUCAGUGCGGCAAGCUCUACCCUGAUGGACUUGCUGCUUUGGCUCGAGCUGAUGAUGCAGAGAAUGUGAAACAAGUAGCAGAGUUUUAUACGGAGUACCGUGCACUGUUUGAGGGCGCUGGCAACAAUCCCGGCGAGAAGACCCUGGAAGACAAGUUCUUUGAGCACGAGGUAAAGUUGAAUGUUAAUGCUUUCUUGCAUCAGUUCCACUUUGGUGUCUUCUAUGCAUAUCUCAAACUGAAGGAACAAGAGUGCCGGAAUAUUGUUUGGAUUGCCGAGUGUAUUGCCCAGAAGCACAGAGCCAAGAUUGACAACUACAUCCCUAUUCUGUAAAGUACCUUCCACCUAAACUCUCAUAUUUAAGUUUAAGGCAAGAAAUUCUGAAACAUUCAAUUAUAGUAAGCAUGUUAGGGUUUUAUACAAUAUUUCUGGAAUUUAUAUUUUUAAGAAAUAAUAAUCUUACUUUUACAUUUUAGCAACAAUGUUUGGCAUUGGGGUUAGAAUAUGCCAUUUUCAGAACUUAAAAUAUAGAAAACACAUUAACAUGGAAAUACAAUUAGUUAUAUUUUGAAAAUAAAAUAAAUAUUGCAUUUCAAAAAUGUAAUAAAUUACUGAAGUUUACUUGAUAGUGAUAAGUAAUCAGGUUGUUGUGGUUAAUUUUUCUAAAAUCAUAGUUGGAAAUAGUAUGGUUAGUCUCUUGCCUCUAUAUCACAUUUUUCAUGAAAUAUCAAUUUUGCUACUAAUGGAUAGAGCCCAUCAAUCCACAUAACACAUGCUGAAAAACCUGUCUAGUCUGAGAAGUGUUUACAGUACAGGUAUUUAUAUUCUGAAACCCUAAAGCAGUUUUUUCUUUUUUUUUUCUUUUUCACCCUGUAAAUAUUGUAAUUUAUCUCUAAUAAUUUAAUGAGAUUAUUUUAUUACUAAAUGACUCAUGGAGACGACACUUAAUCUUGCCCAUUUUAUUUUGAAUAUCAGCGAUACUAUUUUGUUUGAAACGAAAUGUUUCUUUUAUGAAAUAUAUAAGAAUAACUGCUAUCUUGAUCAAAUUUGUGGUUACGUACAUAGUUUUCAGCACUUUUAGAGGCUGGAUCAACUUGCUGUAUAGCUGCACUUUCCAUGAUGUAUAUUUGUUGGGUGGUACAUGUUCAACUUUACAGUAUAGCUAGUAUAGAUGAUGUACCCUGUAUAAUUUGUAUAAUGCCUGUAGAGAAAUAAUACUAUACUAAUAAUGAGGAUUAAUGUUUGUGCUAUAUAUCUAUCCAUGUUGUGUAUCUUAGUUUUUCUUUUACUUUACAUUUGUAAUUAAAUUGUUAUAUUAGUAAUGACAUGGACAGUAGAUUAAGACAUUCCACAUGUAAAUUUACAAUUAGCUAUAUUGAGUUGCAAUCUGGAGGGACUGGUGGCCCAGGACCCGAGAAGCACAAUACUGUGUGGUUGUGCAGAAUGUGUAGUGGUGCUGCUUUCAACAAAGCUCCUUGCACAAACUGUUGUAGUUUUUGUUAACAAUGUAUAUAUUAUGGAGAAUAUUAAAGGAUGGUAGAAA